Molecule: messenger RNA, 1500 nt
Organism: Aureobasidium melanogenum CBS 110374
Lineage: Eukaryota; Fungi; Ascomycota; Dothideomycetes; Dothideales; Saccotheciaceae
Product: centromere/microtubule-binding protein-like protein cbf5
Exons: 3
Coding region: 1-1500 (499 amino acids)
Biological process (GO): mRNA pseudouridine synthesis; rRNA pseudouridine synthesis; box H/ACA sno(s)RNA 3'-end processing
Cellular component (GO): box H/ACA snoRNP complex
Molecular function (GO): RNA binding; pseudouridine synthase activity
Source: RefSeq, a predicted model, not a curated record
AUGGCGCUCGUUAAGGCCGACGAGGCUGAUUACACAAUCAAGCCCGAGAACAUUACCCCCAAAAUCGACACCAGUGCCUGGCCGCUGCUUCUGAAGAACUGGGACCAGCUCCUUGUUCGCACUGGUCACUUCACCCCCAUCCCUGCCGGCGCAACUCCCCUCAAGCGUGAUCUCAAGUCGUACAUCUCCAGCGGUGUUAUCAACCUCGACAAGCCCUCCAACCCUUCUUCGCACGAAGUCGUCGCCUGGAUCAAGCGCAUUCUCCGUUGCGAGCGUACUGGUCACUCUGGUACUCUUGAUCCUAAGGUCACUGGAUGUUUGAUUGUCUGCAUUGACCGCGCCACCCGCCUGGUCAAGUCUCAGCAGGGUGCCGGUAAGGAGUAUGUCUGUGUUAUCAGACUGCACAACAAGCUCCCCGGUGGCGAGGCACAAUUCGCUCGCGCCCUCGAGACCCUCACUGGUGCUCUCUUCCAGCGUCCUCCUCUCAUUUCCGCCGUCAAGAGACAGCUUCGUAUCAGAACCAUUCACGAGAGCAAGCUUUACGAGUUUGACAACGAGAGACAGCUCGGUGUCUUCUGGGUUUCUUGCGAGGCUGGUACCUACAUCCGUACACUCUGUGUCCACCUUGGUCUUCUGUUGGGUGUCGGUGCUCACAUGCAGGAGCUGAGACGUGUGCGAUCUGGUGCUAUGGACGAGCAGAAGAACCUCGUCACCCUUCACGAUGUCCUUGACGCCCAAUACCUCUACGACAACCAGCGCGACGAGAGCUACCUCCGUCAAGUCAUCAGCCCCCUCGAGUCUCUGCUCACCACCUACAAGCGUGUUGUCGUCAAGGACUCUGCCGUCAACGCUGUCUGCUACGGUGCAAAGCUCAUGAUUCCUGGUCUGUUGAGAUACGAAUCUGGCAUUGAGGUUCACGAGGAGAUCGUUCUGAUUACCACCAAGGGUGAGGCCAUUGCCAUUGCCAUCGCCCAGAUGUCGACCGUCGAGCUCUCUACUUGCGAUCACGGUGUUGUUGCCAAGGUCAAGCGUUGCAUCAUGGAGCGUGACCUCUACCCUCGCCGCUGGGGCAUGGGACCUGUCGCUACCGAGAAGAAGAAGAUGAAGGAGAGCGGCAAGCUCGACAAGUACGGCCGCCCCAACGAGGCCACCCCCGCCAAGUGGAACGCUGAGUACAAGGACUUCAACCUGACUGUCAACGGCGAGUCAACCACUGGUGCCGAGAAGGUCGCUACUGAGGCCGCCCUUGUCAAGGAGGGUAUCACUGGUCAAUCCAAGGACACCACCUCUACCGAUGAGGUUAUGGCCGCCCCCGCUGUUGCUGGUGAUGGCUCAGAUGUCAAGGACGCAACCAUGGAGGACGCUGGCUCGAAGAAGGACAAGAAGCGCAAGCGCGAAGGCGAGACAGCAGAGGAGAAGGCCGAGCGUAAGAAGAAGAAGGCCGAGAAGAAGGAGAAGAGAAAGAGUAAGAGCAAGGCCGACAGCUCUGACAGCGAGUAA